ACACGUUUUCUCGUUGCAGGCGUGGCCGCGUUGCGGUCGCGACGCGUUUGUCGACGUUGCUUUAGCAUAUACCCUCACUUUCCUCAUCACAACAAUCGCAGAAGCAGAAGAAGUCUUUUUCUUCAUAAAUUCCUGGGCUUUAGCCCCAUAUUCGCUACACUGAAGAACUAUACAAUGAGCAACUAUCCAAAACGUAUUUAUGUGCUCCCAGCACGCCACGUGGCAGCGCCACAGCCUCAGAGAAUGGCUCCCAAGCGUGCACUUCCAACAGAACAAGUUGUCGCACAACUUCUUGGCGAUGAUAUGGGACCAUCUGGGCCACGCAAAAGAGAACGACUGAAUCAUUUGAGUCAGGAGGAGAAAAUGGAUCGUCGGAAACUUAAAAAUCGAGUCGCAGCCCAAAAUGCUAGAGACAAAAAGAAGGAAAGAUCAGCAAAGAUCGAGGAUGUGAUGCGCGAUCUGGUGGAGGAGAACCGCCGGCUCCGCGCUGAAAACGAACGUCUUCGCCGUCAAAAUAAAAAUCUUAUGAACCAGCAGAACGAGUCCGUCAUGUAUAUGGAAGAGAACAACGAAAACUUGAUGAACAGCAAUGAUGCAUGCAUCUACCAGAACGUCGUCUACGAAGAAGAAGUCGUCGGUGAGGUUGCACCAGUUGUCGUCGUCGGAGGAGAGGAUCGCCGUGCCUUUGAAUCAGCAGCAUUCAUUAAUGAGCCUCAGCAGUGGGAACAGGCCCGAUCCACCUCCAUCAACAACAACAUCAGCAACCAACUCCGUCGUAUGGAUUCCAAGAAGAACAACACAAUCAGUGUGGAUAUGUAUCUAACUAUCAUCUCGAUUCUAUGCAACCACAUGGAUCGCAACAAGAAGAUGGACACCUCGAACAAAUCCUCGAACAUCUCAAGAGCCCAAGCGGAGAGUUCGAUCGAUUCGUUGCUGGCUACAUUGAGGAAGGAGCAGACGGUUAUGCAGCGUCUUGUUCAAGCGGAUCCAUGUACACAUCUUCAGAAACGCGUGAAACACUUUCGCCGAAUUCCCUAGCCAUGUCCCCGUCGAUGAGCAGCUCGAGCACUGACUGGGAUGAUGAGCUUUUGGGAUGUGGAACCGAAACUGGAACUGGAACCGACGAGCUGCUUACCGACCCCGGAAACUGGAACUUUGAAACUUUCGACGAAAAUUCAAUCGACCUAAAUUUCUUCCAAAAUUAAUUUAUAUCUGGUGUAUCGUUAUUGUAGUGUCCUAGUGAAUUUCCCUCGUUAUUAUUUUCUCCCCAAAAAUCUCUCCAAAUUUCUCCAUUUCCUCUCUGGUAUUUUCUUCUUUUCCUCUUUUCCUUUUGUACAACCCCAACUUUCGUAUUAUUAUUUACCCUUAUUAAAUUUCCCUCCCCCAAAGCUCAUUGAUUCCAAUUCCCCCAUUUGUAUAUUUAAUAAAAACAGCCAUACAUUUUUG
Molecule: messenger RNA, 1446 nt
Organism: Caenorhabditis elegans
Lineage: Eukaryota; Metazoa; Nematoda; Chromadorea; Rhabditida; Rhabditidae
Gene: xbp-1
Product: X-box-binding protein 1
Exons: 3
Coding region: 175-1038 (287 amino acids)
Biological process (GO): regulation of DNA-templated transcription
Cellular component (GO): nucleus
Molecular function (GO): DNA-binding transcription factor activity
Source: RefSeq, marked reviewed